This is a messenger RNA of Didymodactylos carnosus, 228 nucleotides long. The record is from the annotation of a GenBank genome assembly. Lineage: Eukaryota; Metazoa; Rotifera; Eurotatoria; Philodinida; Philodinidae.
AUGAAAUGUCGUCAAUGUUAUCGAUCAGAAGAUCAUCAAGCUCAUUAUGGCGAUGAACAAAUUGAACGAACGAUGGAUUAUUUACUCAAAAAACUGUUACUGAAAGCGUAUAAUAUUAAUUUGACAGUCGGUCCGCCGCAACUGAAUUACAACAAUAACCGUGGCGAUGGUUGGGCAUGUUAUUGUGAAGCAUGGAUGUCCGGUAAUUAUCGUCGAAAACAAGAUUAG